Messenger RNA from Puntigrus tetrazona (Sumatra barb), 1080 nucleotides. Its product is annotated as glutaredoxin domain-containing cysteine-rich protein 2. NCBI's taxonomy places the organism in Eukaryota, Metazoa, Chordata, Actinopteri, Cypriniformes, Cyprinidae. The transcript is spliced from 3 exons. The coding region runs from base 56 to 763 and encodes 235 amino acids. Gene Ontology annotation, biological process: sensory perception of sound. The record is from RefSeq and is a predicted model, not a curated record.
CCGCAGUUCUUCCUGUGUUUUACAAAACUGUUGGGAAUUUCAGCUGCAAGGGACCAUGGAGGAGCUUCAGGGACACCCAGACAACUUGAUCGAGGACAAGCCCAGGAAGGUGAGGUUCAAGCUGGCCUCGUCGUACAGCGGCCGGGUGCUGAAGCACGUGUAUGAAGAUGGGCAGGAGCUGGACAGUCCAGAGGAACAGUACCCUCACAGCUUCAUCCACAACAAGAUGGAGAUGGGAAAUCUGUGUGGCUUAGAAGACAUGCAGGACCACAGUUUGUACCCUCAGACAGGUCUGAUCGCCCAGAGGAUAAACGUGUAUCGAGGAGUGACGGGAUGCAACUCCCUGGUGUGUGGAGAUCUUCCAGAAGGAGAUAAUAAAGCACCAGUAUUAGAUUUUGGAAAGAUUAUUAUCUACACCAGCAACCUGAAGAUUAUUCGGGCUCCUCACAGAAAAGGAGAAUCUGGAAGGAGUCCUCAUCGCAGCAGGGACAGGAAGGAAAGUUCACCAGGAAGAGAGUCCCGGAGCAAAGGGAGACACCGAACAGCUCGUUCCCGCGCAGAGCAACCAGACACGAUGACUGAACAAAAGCAGGAAGCAGGCUCCUGUGGACAGUGCGGAGGUUCAGGUUGCGCGCCGUGCUCUCUCUGUCACGGCAGCAAACUGUCCAUGCUGGCCAACCGCUUCAACGAGUCAAUCAGAGAGCUGCGCUGCCCAGCGUGCAACCCCCACGGCCUAGAGCGCUGCCAGUCCUGCACACACUAACACAUCUACUGCUGCCAAGCUGUGUCGGAUGGAGAUCAGAUCCUUUGAGGUGUGAACGAAAGUGCAUUUUGGAUUAGCGCUUAAAAAUGAGAGCUUGAGGGAGGAAUGUGCUGCUGGAAAGUACUGCGAUGAAAGUCAAUACAGAUUCACCAGACAACCGGUUAAGGCUGAUAUGAAAUCAGGAAGGAACUGGAAACUCAAAGAGAGGAGAGGAACGGCUGAGGGAUGGAGAGAGAGUUGUUCAGUGCUUUAUGGGAGAUUUUCAUUGCACGUGAUGAGACAUUUUUUGGAGUAUGAGCUAAUGAAGCUCUGCAGAA